AUGUCACUACAAAGCAAAAACUUUGGUGCCGUAUCGUGUGAGCCCUGCAAAGCCUUUUUCCGUAGGAAUGCGUUGAAAACUACUCUUAUAUGCCAUUACGACAAUAAAUGCAAAAUUGAUUCAGUCACUAGAAAGUUUUGCCCAAAGUGUCGAUUAGACAAAUGCCUGGCCAUUGGAAUGAGACAGGACUGGUUACUAAAUGAAGAGGACCGGGAGAUGAAAAGACUUAAAAUAUUAAUAAAUAAGAAACGAAAAAAUAGUAGCAGUAACACACAUAUUAGCGAUGAGAGUAUAAAAUCAUUACCAGACACAUACUAUGGACAUCAAAUUUUAAACACCAAUAAUACCACAUAUAAUGAUAUUUUGAAUGAAAUACUCGAAGACAAUAAUAUCAGUACCGAUGCCCUCAGCGAACAGAUUAGAGAUAUAGACAGCACUGUUACCAACGGAUUCAUCGAUAAUAUUGUGGACAAUAGUCUUAAUAACUCAACCAAUUUACCAAAUAAUCAACAAAUUAGUAUUAAUAGUAAUAACUCACAAAUUGGUUAUAAUGUGUCAAAUGAGACAAUCGAAAAGGCCGUAGAGUUCGCCUAUCGGGUGAUACCUAUCGCCCGACCUCUAAGUGAAUGCAACACUGGUUUCAAUGAAAAGGAGACUUAUUUAAUGAAUGAAUUGAUGACAUGCACUCAGUUUAUGUAUACUCCUAAGAGUAAUACAAACAAAUAUUUGGAUAAUAUGUAUGACUUUCAUAAGUCACUUAACAUUAAGUAUGACCGAUGUAUCAGAAAUGUGAUCAAAGCGGUGAAAGGGUUGUCCGCAUUCAGAGAUGUCUGUGAGUCCGACCAGAUCUCACUACUAAAGUACGGGUGCUUUGAAGUCACAUUCUUGAGGUCUAUCAUGUUUUUUGAUUACACAAAUAACUCGCUCAAAAUUUCUAUGGACCAGGAUCAUUCGAUUAUGUCCUCAAUAGUUAUGUUCAAUCCGGAUAAUCCAAACCUUGCUAAUAGAGAUUAUGUCAAAUAUUUACAACUCAAGUAUCGAUCAGAAUGUGAGGCAAAGUCACGAUUCUUGAGACUAAUGAAUGUAAUCACGGGUUUAAAUGUCUUAAGAGAGGCUCAGAGGAAGCUUAUAAUGGAAGAAACGCCAAAGACUUUGAUUCAGCCACUUCUGCAGGAGGUCUUUGAUGACACCUGA
This is a messenger RNA of Oppiella nova, 1194 nucleotides long. NCBI's taxonomy places the organism in Eukaryota, Metazoa, Arthropoda, Arachnida, Sarcoptiformes, Oppiidae. The record is from the annotation of a GenBank genome assembly.